This is a messenger RNA of Echinops telfairi (small Madagascar hedgehog), 1626 nucleotides long. RefSeq names its product phospholipid phosphatase related 5 (gene PLPPR5). The record is from RefSeq and is a predicted model, not a curated record. The coding region runs from base 3 to 920 and encodes 305 amino acids. Gene Ontology annotation, molecular function: phosphatidate phosphatase activity. Gene Ontology annotation, biological process: phospholipid dephosphorylation; phospholipid metabolic process; signal transduction. The transcript is spliced from 6 exons. Lineage: Eukaryota; Metazoa; Chordata; Mammalia; Afrosoricida; Tenrecidae.
GCAUGCUCUAUUUCCAGAUGGUGAUCAUGGCAGGGACGGUGAUGCUGGCGUACUACUUCGAGUACACGGACACGUUCACCGUGAACGUGCAGGGCUUCUUCUGCCACGACAGCGCCUACCGCAAGCCCUACCCGGGCCCGGAGGACAGCAGCGCCGUGCCCCCCGUGCUCCUCUACUCGCUGGCCGCCGGGGUCCCCGUGCUCGCGAUAAUAGUUGGAGAAACUGCUGUGUUUUGCCUACAACUAGCCACCAGAGAUUUUGAAAAUCAAGAAAAAACUAUUUUAACUGGAGACUGCUGCUAUAUAAACCCAUUGGUGCGGCGAACUGUCCGAUUUCUUGGAAUCUAUACGUUUGGACUCUUUGCCACCGACAUCUUUGUGAAUGCCGGCCAAGUAGUCACAGGAAACCUGGCUCCACACUUUCUUGCCCUGUGUAAGCCCAACUACACCGCACUCGGGUGUCAGCAGUCUACACAGUUCAUCCGUGAUGAAGAGGCCUGCACUGGCCACCCGGAUCUCGUCCUGAGAGCGCGGAAAACCUUCCCAUCCAAAGAAGCUGCACUCAGCGUCUACGCAGCUAUGUAUCUGGCAAUGUAUAUUACCAACACAAUCAAAACCAAAGGAACAAGACUUGCUAAGCCUGUUCUGUGCUUGAGCUUAAUGUGUUUGGCCUUUCUUACUGGACUCAACAGAGUAGCAGAAUAUCGAAAUCAUUGGUCAGAUGUGAUAGCCGGCUUUCUGGUUGGCAUAUCUAUAGCAGUAUUUUUGGUUGUGUGUGUGGUAAAUAACUUCAAGGGAAGACAACCAGAAAAUGAGCAUGUACAUAUGGAUAAUCUGCCACAGAUGCCGAUGAUCAACAUCCCUCGAGUAGAAAGUCCUGUGGAAAAGAACCACAUCGCGGCCUUCGCGGAAGUCACAUGAUAUUGAAGCAGCUGGUCUUUCCCUACAUUGGACAUCAUCCCUCUUUACCAUCCAUCCAUAGCACCCAAAGUUUGUUUGAUCACUAGAGAGGCUUUUAACGUCGUCUAAUGAUUUUUAUAAUUUUAGAAUCCAUGUCAGCCUGUUUCCCCCACUAGACCGGGUGCCCCUCGAGGGCAGGACUGUGUCCACUUCUCUGUACCCCCAGCACCUACAAUGAUAUCAAGCACAAAGUAGGUGUUCAAUAAAACAUUGUAUGCAAAUGAACAUAUUAAUUCUUAAAUAAAACGUUCACUUUAGUUUCUCACAGUUAUCACGCCAACUAUGUGAAAAGAACCCCGAGGAGUCAUCGUUGCUCAAGAGAACCCUCCAUGUGGGGCUGGUUAAGCUUUUUUAACUGAUCGUUUAUCUGUUCAGCAGUAUGCCAUAUUUGAUUUGAAGUGGACUUUGAAAGUCAUGGGAGUUUUAUUUUAUUAUUCAGCAUGACAUAAUUUCCAUUCUAACAAGAUUUUAGCGUGUGAAACCACCUUACUUUUAGGAAGUCUGUUCUAUACUAAAAUAAUGUCUGCACAUUACCUUAUGUGAUAUUUCACUUUAAAAUACCAUCCAUACUCUACAUUCUAAGACUGGUGCUUCUGCUUUUGAAGGGAAAAAUGCCCAUUUUUACUGUAAUAAGUAAUGUAUCAUAAUUAAAAGUUAUUUAUUUGGA